Molecule: messenger RNA, 4266 nt
Organism: Loxodonta africana (African savanna elephant)
Lineage: Eukaryota; Metazoa; Chordata; Mammalia; Proboscidea; Elephantidae
Gene: RACGAP1
Product: Rac GTPase activating protein 1
Exons: 17
Coding region: 214-2112 (632 amino acids)
Biological process (GO): Rho protein signal transduction; mitotic cytokinesis; mitotic spindle midzone assembly
Cellular component (GO): cleavage furrow; midbody; spindle midzone
Molecular function (GO): GTPase activator activity
Source: RefSeq, a predicted model, not a curated record
UGUGGCGGCCACGGUGCGUGCGUCUUAGCGUAAAGAGGUAGUGUGGGAGGAAUAAGUUGCUCUGUGAUUGGUUGGUGCAGGAUUUCAAACCGGAGCUGGCGGCGCGGUUCUGCUUUGCCGUUGGGUGAGGCCCGGAGGGAAGUGAAAGACCGCCCAGGUAGGGCCUGGCGGACCCCGGCGAAGUGAGCGCUGGGGGCUGCCAAGAAAAGAAAGAUGGAGUCUACAAUGCUGAAUUUGCGGAAUCUGUUUGAGCAGCUUGUGCGCCGGGUGGAGAUUCUCAGUGAAGGAAAUGAACUUCAAUUUAUCCAGUUGGCAAAGGACUUUGAGGAUUUUCGUAGAAAAUGGCAGAGAACAGACCAGGAGUUGGGGAAAUACAAGGAUCUUUUGAUGAAAGCAGAGACUGAGCGUAGUGCUCUGGAUGUUAAGCUGAAGCACGCACGCAACCAGGUGGAUGUAGAGAUCAAACGGAGACAGCGAGCUGAGGCUGACUGCGAAAAGCUGGAACGGCAGAUUCAGCUGAUUCGAGAGAUGCUCAUGUGUGACACAUCUGGCAGCAUUCAACUAAGCGAAGAGCAAAAAUCAGCUCUGGCUUUUCUCAACAGGGGCCAACCAUCCAGUGGCAAUGCUGGGAACAAAAGACUGUCGACCAUUGAUGAAUCUGGUUCCAUUUUAUCAGAUAUCAGCUUUGACAAGACUGAUGAAUCGCUGGAUUGGGAUUCUUCUUUGGUGAAAACUUUCAAACUGAAGAAGAGAGAAAAGAGGCGCUCUAAUAGCCGACAGUUUAUUGACGGUCCACCUGGACCUAUAAAGAAAACGCGUUCCAUUGGCUCCACGGUAGACCAGGGGAAUGAAUCCAUAGUUGCAAAAACUACAGUGACUGUUCCCAAUGAUGGUGGGCCCAUUGAAGCUGUGUCCACUAUUGAGACUGUGCCAUAUUGGACCAGGAGCCGAAGGAAGACAGGUGCUUUACAACCUUGGAACAGUGACUCCACCCUGAGCAGCAGGCAGCUGGAGCCCAGAACUGAGACAAACAGUUCCAGCACACCACAGAGUAACGGAGGGAUGCGCUUGCAUGACUUUGUCUCUAAAACGGUUAUUAAACCAGAAUCUUGUGUUCCAUGUGGAAAGCGGAUAAAAUUUGGCAAGCUAUCCCUAAAGUGUCGAGACUGUCGUGUGGUCUCUCAUCCAGAAUGUCGGGAACGCUGUCCCCUUCCCUGCAUUCCUACCCUGAUAGGAACGCCUGUCAAGAUAGGAGAGGGAAUGCUGGCAGAUUUUGUGUCUCAGACUUCUCCAAUGAUCCCCUCCAUUGUUGUCCACUGUGUAAAUGAGAUUGAGCAGAGAGGACUGACUGAGGAAGGCCUGUAUAGGAUCUCAGGCUGUGACCGGACAGUAAAAGAGCUGAAAGAGAAAUUCCUCCGAGUGAAAACUGUACCCCUCCUCAGCAAAGUGGAUGACAUCCAUGCUAUCUGUAGCCUCUUGAAAGACUUCCUUCGAAACCUCAAAGAACCACUUCUGACGUUUCGACUGAAUAAGACCUUUAUGGAAGCAGCAGAAAUCCCAGAUGAGGACAACAGCAUAGCUGCCAUGUACCAGGCUGUGGGUGAACUGCCCCAAGCCAACAGGGACACAUUAGCUUUUCUUAUGAUUCACUUGCAGAGAGUGGCUCAGAGUCCAAACACUAAAAUGAAUGUUGCCAAUCUGGCUAAAGUUUUUGGCCCUACAAUAGUUGCCCAUGCUGUGCCCAAUCCAGACCCGGUGACAAUGUUACAGGACAUCAAGCGUCAACCUAAGGUGGUAGAGCGCCUGCUUUCACUGCCACUGGAAUACUGGAGUCAGUUUAUGAUGGUGGAGCAAGAGAACAUUGACCCCAUGCAUGUCAUUGAAAACUCAAAUGCCUUUUCAACACCACAGACACCAGAUAUUAAAGUGAGUUUGCUGGGGCCUGUGACCACUCCUGAGCAUCAACUCCUCAAGACUCCUUCGUCUAGCUCCCUGUCACAGAGAGUCCGCUCCACCCUCACCAAGAACACUCCCAGAUUUGGGAGCAAAAGCAAGUCUUCCACCAAUCUAGGACGACAAGGCAACUUCUUUGCUUCUCCAAUGCUCAAGUGAAGUCAUGUCUGCCUGUCAAACUUCCCCAGCAUUUACCGACUGCAAGAAAGGGCGCACCUGUACUCUCUGCUCUGCAGCCUCCUGUACUCAUUACUACUUUUAGCAUUCUCUGAGCUUUUAAUCAAGUUUAAUUGUGCAUGAGGGUUUUAUUAAAAGUAUAUGUAUCUCCCUCUCCUUCUCUUCAAGUAACAUAUCAACAUCUUGUGGUGGUUGUUUGGAACUUUUAGGUGGGAAAUCUUUGCAGGGGUGGAAGCAGUAGUAUGGAAUUCAUUGUGAUUCUUCUUGGGGGAGGGGACUAGGGGAACAUCCUUUGGCAUAAAGCCAAAUGCUGCUCAUGGAAUGACCUUUCUCUGGUGUUAUUUAGAACUAAUUUCCACAAGACAAUGAUAGAAACCCUACCUCUUUGGUAAGACUGGCUUGUCUUAGGGUAGAAGGUGGGAGGACAGAGUAAAGAAAAGGGUUGGACGGGGGAUUUAGAAUGGCUCCCCCUGAGAACUCAGUAGUUCCCUUUCUCCCAUUUUGAGUUGAGCUGUAACAUGGAGAGCCUUCAUAAAAAUGGGGUAGGGUGAGGUUGGAACUAGUGAUGGAAGUAUGCUAAGCUUUAAUUUGGAUUGAUUAACUCUUAAUAGUGUUAAUAGGCACAGCCUUGUAAAUGUGAUACUAAAACUUGUAUUUAUCUCUAAUGGGCCUCAGGCAGGACUUUGGGUUUGGUUGAGGUCAAAGCCAGUUUGUUCUAAAGUUGAAUUCAUUCCUGAUGCUUGACCCUGCUCCAUCUUUACCUUGUCCACUAGAGCCCUACUUCUAGAGGUCAGUGUGCUGUCUGUUUGGCAUCCCAACUAACUAUUAAAAGUAGGCUGUAAGGGAAGAUUGUCAAUAUUUUGUGUGGCAAGAAAAGCCACAAUCAUUUUGUCUUUGCACUUUGGAUGCCGAAAUCUUCUCGUGGAACAUAGCCACAUCUCCCGUGGAACAUAGCCACAUCUAGAUAAAUGUGAGCUUUUUCUUAUUUCCAUUAUAUGUCUAUAAAGAUGAUUUCUUGUAUAGAAUGUUUCUGACCCAUAUUGACCCUUGUCUGUAAAACACAUAUUUGGAAAAAAAUAAAUAGCUUUUUCAAAAUGAGCAUGAGGUUGAUUUUCUUGUCUUGGGAAACUUUCCAGGCCUUUUAGAAAAUAUUUUCCUUUCAUAAAGUGAUUUGAGUUGAUUGUUCAUCUUUAUUUCCCAUUCUCUGGACCCACCCAACCUUACUACCACCAGGAGAUUGCCUCUUCAUUUCUUAUUCAGUCUCUUUCAUUAUCCACAUUGGAGUCUCAGAUUUGUCCUGUGGCUGUUUUCCUCUAAUUUGAAUAAACUAAACAACAAAGUUUUUAAACAAGUCUUUAGGGACCAGAAUAGUGUAGAUUAAAAAAAAAAAUCGACUCUGGCUGGCUGACUGCCUGGAACAUCCUUCACUGCUGGAAGUGACUCUGGAGUGAGCUGGGAUGAUUAACUGAGGGCACCUGCUCUUGGAACUCUGACGCUGGUGAACAGAAUGUAUCUGAGAUUGAGUGUAAACAGUUGCAGGCUUAAUAUGUAACUAUGGAGAGAGGAGGCAACUUACUGGCUUUGUUCCCAGGAGGUGGCAGCUCUCACAGCAGGUCCCAUCUGCCUCAGCAAAUUGACAGAGGUUGGGUCCCAUCUCCCCUUACUCCCCUUCACACACACAUCCCUGCUAGGUUUUUUUCUGUUUUUAAACUUUGUCCUAGAUGCUAUCUUCUCUCAUGUUUGCAAGCCUAGUGUUGGCCUGGCUCCAUAUUUGCUGUUCUGUAGUAUCUCCCCAAGGUGCAUUUUAAGUCACUAAUGUAGAGGAAGUAAAUGGAUUGUAUAACGUUAGUGAAGGCAAGACUACCCUAUGCAGGAACUGAUGGCCCAUUAGCGAAAAAGGAAAUGGUCCUGCGUGUCAAAUGUUGGCAGACAGUUGUUCGGUUUUUGGGCUAGGCCAAGAGAUCUUAGCCAUGAAAAUAAUUCUGAUAUUAGCUAAGGGAAAUAUAUACCUACCUUCAACUUCUAUAACAGUGCUUCAUGUGGAACAGCUUGACUUUCGAGGGCUUUCUUGAUUAAAUUAUGCUUCCCAAUUGGACUGGACCAAAAGCAAAGAAGUUUCCGGGAUAAAAUGAAUGC